ACUUGAUCAAUCACUCAUUGCAUAUUAACAUAGAAUGGCAUUGCGUGGAUAUUACUUCGUUCUUCUUCAUGCCCUUGUGUUUGCUGCUCUUGCAACCUCAGCCUUCUCAAAAUUGUCAUCUCAUUACUAUGACUAUUCUUGCCCCAAAGCUUUGAGCACCAUCAAAACUGUCGUCGAGGCUGCAGUGCAGAAAGAACGCCGUAUGGGAGCAUCCUUGACACGCCUGCACUUCCAUGAUUGUUUUGUUAACGGCUGCGAUGGUUCAAUUCUUCUAGAUUCAACAUCCUCCAUUGACAGCGAGAAGAAUUCAAAUGCUAAUUUCCAAUCUGCUAGAGGGUUUGAAGUGGUGGAUGAGAUCAAGCAGGCUGUGGACGAAGCAUGUGGGAAACCUGUUGUUUCUUGCGCAGACAUAUUGGCUGUUGCGGCUCGUGACUCUGUCGUUGCGUUAGGUGGGCCAACAUGGAAGGUGAAACUGGGGAGAAGAGACUCCACCACUGCAAGUCGUGCAGCAGCAGAUGCAAACAUUCCAGCACCAUUUUUCAGCCUCUCUGAACUCAUCACCAACUUCAGGAACCAUGGUCUUGAUGAGAAGGACCUUGUUGUUCUAAGUGGAGGCCACUCCAUCGGAUAUGCAAGUUGUGCUACCUUUAGGGCUCAUAUCUACAACGACUCCAACAUCGAUUCCGACUUUGCAAAAAAUCUCAAAUACAUUUGCCCUACAGCUGGUGGUGACUCCAACCUUUCUCCUUUGGACUCAACUCCUGCUCAAUUUGACAAAAACUACUACUCGAAUUUGGUCCAAAAGAAAGGGCUUCUUCACUCUGAUCAAGAACUCUUCAAUGGUGGUUCCACUGAUGAUCUUGUCAAAGAGUACAGCUACGACACUGAUGAUUUCUUCGAAGAUUUCGCAGAUUCGAUGAUUAAGAUGGGAAAUAUUCAGCCUCUCACAGGGAAUCAAGGUGAAAUUCGUGUUAAUUGCAGGAAAGUAAACCAAUGAGUGUGUAUCAUACAUACAGAAUAAUUCUUGAAGGUGUGACAGUGUUGCACUAGUAUGACUUAUAAUUUAUAUAUGAAUGUAUGUCUUCUUUACCAUAUAAUUUGUUUGUUUGAAAACGGAUUCUGAAGAG
Vigna umbellata (rice bean) is the source of this 1127-nucleotide messenger RNA. RefSeq names its product peroxidase P7-like. Lineage: Eukaryota; Viridiplantae; Streptophyta; Magnoliopsida; Fabales; Fabaceae. The record is from RefSeq and is a predicted model, not a curated record. Gene Ontology annotation, molecular function: peroxidase activity; heme binding. Gene Ontology annotation, biological process: response to oxidative stress; hydrogen peroxide catabolic process.